CUUUGGUAAAAAGUGAUCCAGCAUGCCUCUUAUUGUGAUUACCGGUUUACCGCGCAGUGGGAAAACCACCCGUGCAAAAGAAUUGGAAAAAUAUUUCAUCGAAAACGGUAAAACGCCCGUUCACAUCGUGUCCGAAGCUGACUGUAUCACACGAUCCGGCUACGGCGUGAAGGAAAGCUUUAACGACACGACGAAAGAGAAACAAAUCCGUGCCAGCCUCAAAUCGGAAGCGAUGAAACUGUUGACCAAAACGACACUAGUCAUCAUGGAUGGAACGAAUUACAUUAAAGGGUACCGGUAUGAAGUGUUUUGCAUGAGCAAAAACGCACGAACGACCCAGUGCACCGUGCACUGUGCGAUGACGGUAGAGCAGCGAGAUGCUCGCAGGAAGGAGAUUGUAGAGAGCGGUAGCGAUGACGACCUUGAUGCCGAAACGUUUGAUGCGCUCUGUCAACGGUACGAGGAGCCACAGGACAGUAGCCGAUGGGAUCAUCCCCUGUUUACCGUGUAUGGUGGGGAAGAGAUGGAUCUUGCCGGUAUCAACAGCGCGUUGUACGAACAGGCAUCGUUGCCACCGAAUUUAGCGACACAAAAUAUGCCGCUAAGCGCAACGAAUUUUCUGUUCGAGCUGGACAAAACGACACAGACGAUCGUGGAUCAGAUUGCUUCCGCGAGGAAAAUGGGCGUUGAUGGACCGGUGGAGAUACCGCAGGCGGGAAUGCAAGCAGACGUACCGUCUAAUAUGAGCGUGGCACAGCUUUAUCGCCAUCGAAGACAGUUUUUAAACUAUGUUAAAAUGCACACAAACGUUAGCUCGGAUAUUAGUAAAAUACCGGCAAUUUUUGUACAAUUUCUCAACACAAAUACAAAUGGCGCUUAA
This is a messenger RNA of Anopheles maculipalpis, 880 nucleotides long. Its product is annotated as protein KTI12 homolog. The transcript has 2 exons. Bases 23 to 880 code for a protein of 285 amino acids. NCBI's taxonomy places the organism in Eukaryota, Metazoa, Arthropoda, Insecta, Diptera, Culicidae. The record is from RefSeq and is a predicted model, not a curated record.